Molecule: messenger RNA, 4823 nt
Organism: Kickxella alabastrina
Lineage: Eukaryota; Fungi; Kickxellomycota; Kickxellomycetes; Kickxellales; Kickxellaceae
Product: cortical protein marker for cell polarity-domain-containing protein
Exons: 2
Coding region: 107-4675 (1522 amino acids)
Biological process (GO): positive regulation of establishment of bipolar cell polarity regulating cell shape
Cellular component (GO): plasma membrane of growing cell tip
Molecular function (GO): protein binding
Source: RefSeq, a predicted model, not a curated record
AGACGGCAGCAUCUCGCAGUCGUUUUUUGGAGGCACACUGAGCUCACUCGACUCGAAAUAUGUGGGGUACGUUGCCGGCCUUGACUCCGACGGGCUUGUUGAUACCAUGAACGGCGGCGUGGACGGUCCUAUCAACGCGCUAUACUGCGACCAGGGAACUCAGCAGGUGUUUGUCGGCGGAAGCUUCACCAGCACGGUGGAGGGCAUGACGUCUAGCAUUGUCACAAUGCGCUCGUCCUCGACUGGCGGUAUUGCUGUCUACAACGCGACCGCGAAGGCGUGGAAGCAACUGCCCUUCCACGGCGUGGACGGCCCUGUGCACGACUUUGCCCAGAUGCAGGGAAAUGUGUUUGCUGUGGGCGAGUUUUCAUCGACCAACGACAAUGCCACGUACGUAUCUUUGGCCACACAGCCAAUGGACCUGGGCGCAUUCGACAUCGUGGGUGGUAACAGUGGUGAAAUCCUUGGAUUCAAUAACCCGUUCAACGUCAUUUGCACGAACAAGGCAGAUACUGCGGACAACACGUGGCUGAUGCGGGACAAGCUGACUGGCUUCUUCAAGAUCAACUUCCCGUUCAAGGCCACGCCAUCUCUUCUGCGGAUAAUGAACACUGCAUACGAGGGUCGCGGCACCAAGUCGUUCCGCGUAGAGGCUGCCGAGAAUAACCAGGCGCUGACAAUGUCGUAUAUAGAUCCCGAAUCGAGAAUUGAGCAGUUUUGCACGCAAUCUUGUCCGCUGGAACAGAAUUACAACUGGCAAGAGUUCCGCUUUGUUGACGACGAUGUCAUGCUAGCCAACAUCACCGGAGUGACAAUCAACAUUGUCGACUGGUAUGGCAUGGGCGGCGGCUUCAACAAGAUUGAGCUUUACCAAAGAGACCCGCGCAUUUACUCCGUGGACACGUUCAACGGGUCUCCGUGCAGCACCAUGCCGCUCAAACCAUCGUCAAAAUUUACCGGCAACUGGAUCAAGACCACGCCUGCAUCAUACCACGGCACCUAUAUGACCCUUACUGUCAAUGUUGCCGAUGUCGCGUCGGCGACUACCCAAAGCUCGGUGCUGCUUCUAGCACCCUACAUUCCCGAGGCUGGCUUCUACAGGGUGUACAUGAUGAUCCCCGGGUGCCAAAACACCAACACUUGUCAGCAGCGCAGCUCGGCGCAGGUUCUGAUAAAUAUGAACUCCAAGGAGUCGAAAAGGUUCAACGUCGGCCAGUACAAUCACGAUGAUGACGAGUCUAUAGUGGCCACUAUUUACGCUCCCGAGUCUACGAGCCAAUUCUCUGUGACCGUCCAGGUCUCCUUGGAUCCCAAUGGCGCUGUAAAUCCCCAGGCAACCACGGUCGAGCUGGUCGUCGACUCGUUCAGAUUCGAGCGCAUCACGUCGUACGACAACCUCAACGGGGUUAUCGUCGUGAGCCCCGACUUUGAUUCUUACAAGCAGUUGGAAGGGCCGCUGUAUGGGCCGCUCAAUGACACACUUCCCAAUAACAGCGUUGUUUACUCAGUUGCUUCGGGCAAAUCGAACGACGCGGACUCUGCGGAUGUUUUGUUCCUUGGCGGCAAAUUUAUGGGCGCCAAUGCAGACUACUACGGCAUUACUCAGUACCGCGACAACGCCAUCAAGCCGCUCGACAGAAUGGGCCUGUGGGGCACUGUCAGCUCGAUGGCCUUUGUUGGAACCUCACUCUUUGUCGGUGGUGCCUUUAAUGGCACGGCUGAUUUCGGCGUUUCGCUAGGCAAUAUGGCCCAAUACAACACCACCGAUCAGCACUGGUAUCAGCUGAACGGCGGCGCUGAUGGGCCGGUUACCAGCGUGGUGCCGUAUUCGCCAUUCGGUCCUAGCGUGGUAGCAUUCAGCGGCAAAUUCAACAACCUGCCGUCCCGCCCCGGCACUACCAGUGCAACCAUUGCUACAACUGGACUCGCGAUGUGGGACGCAUCCACAUCGCAGUGGGCCAGUAUGCCGUACAUAAAGAACACACCUACGCUGCUCUUCGCUGACAGCUGGCAGGACCGGCAAAGCAACGUGGCCCUGGUUGCUGGCUCACUGACGGCUGUCGCGGCGCUGGAAGCCAACGGCGCUGUUCUGCUCUCUUCGGAUGGCGGCAUCAAGUCCCUCGACACUCUCGGCGCUAACCUGUUGCCCGAUCCCCAGGGCCGGCUCCUGGUCAACUCUGGACUGUGGUAUGCCAAGAACAACAUGACUACGUCGAUGCUGAUCGUUGGCGGCCAGUUCCACACCCCCGACGGUGCGACCAACGUGGCCAAGCUGCAAAAUGGUAAGUGGCAAAGGUUGAUGGACGACAUCAACGGCGAAGUGCUGACCAUUAACAACGCGGCCAACAUCCUGUUUGUUGGAGGCGUGGCCAACGUGUCCCAGUCCGCCUCUGGAAAGGGAGCGGGUGGAUUCAGUGGCCUAGUGGCGUACUACAUGGACAAGGAUGAGACCAUGGGUAUCCAGAGUCUGCAGGGUCCCGCCAACAGCGCCCCCUCGGACGUGCGCAUCAACAAGGUGGCCAUCCGAGCCGACACAUCGAUGGUCGUGGUGGGUGGCAACUUUACCACCGCCGGCGGCCUGCUGUCCUGUCCCUAUGUCUGCACGCUGGACAUCAACGAGAGCCAGUGGUCGCCGCUUGUUCCCAGCACGCUGAUCGAUCAGGUCACCGAUAUGCUCUUUGUCGAUAGCAAGCUCGUUGUCGCGGGUAUGUUCAAGAAUGGCACGGCGCCGACCACGUAUCUCAUGGCGUACGACUUUGAGAUUAACAAUUGGGCCAACAUCACUGGAGCCGACAAACUUCCGGGUCCCGUCACGACACUCACCUCUGCCGAUCAUGAGGACAGUCCCGGAAUGUACUAUAUUAUCGGCACGGAGGCCCUGAGUGGCGCCCCUUACUUGGCCAAGUACGACGGAUUGACCAUCAUCAACGCCGACUUUACAAUCGAGCCCCAGAGUACCAUUCGCAGUGUUUUGCUGGUACCCCUCUCUCGCAUUCCCAGCUCUGUUCUCGGAAGCAAAUCAACACUAGGCCGUCGCAGCGAUAUGACCAUCCCCUCUGGUUACGUGCUGGCCGUAUCCGGAGACCUGCACUUGCCUAGCGGCAGGCGCGCGUCCAACGCAUUCUUCUACGACAACAAGUGGGCCGAGUUCCUGUCGACCAUCCAGAGCGACGGCAGCCCUGGCUUCAUUGGCUCGACGUUUUUCGAGAUCCCGCCGACCAACGUGUACCAGCGCAACCGUCUGUCUGUCGCGCUGGUGAUUCUGAUUGCCAUUGCGAUUGCUCUGGGCAUAACCUUCCUCAUUGUUCUCAUCGGUCUAGUGUACAUCUACAUGCGCAAUCGCCGCGAGGCCGCGGCCACCGCGUCUGCCGCAUCGGCAGCGCUAGCAGCCACUGUUGGCGGUGCCGGCGGUGCGGGCACAAACAAGAUUUUGGGCGCGGGAACGCUGGCUGGCGGCACUGGCGUGUCUGACUACCGGCCAAAUGCUGGAGGCAGCGUUUCUGUUGCUGCUGCUGGCGCUUUGGCUGGCGGCGCGCUAGCAAUGGGCACGAAGCGAAAUACUCAGAACGAAAAGCAGCGCAACAUAGCCGGGAACCGCGACACUUGGGGCGAGAACAUGUUCGCUGGCGAGCCCGUAUCUUACAACAACGUUGCUUCUAACACUCUCCGGCUGAACUCUGACUCUCCGGCUGGGCUGGCCGGACUGGCUGUGGCCGGACGGCAGGCAGCAGUGUCCUCAGAGACUUAUGUCAACCACGAUGACAAGAAGCAGAGGGAAACCAAGUUUGCCCAGAAAGAGGACCCCAACGAGAGCCUGGUCUCGAUCUUUGAGUCCAUUGCUGCUGAGGCCGAGGCCGAAGCGGAGGCCGAAGUCCAGAAGGCUAGAGAGCGCGCUGCCUCAGAAAGUAGCAUGGAGGGGGCCAUGGCCAGCAUCGGACCUGGUGCUGCUGGAGUUGGAGUUAAUGCCGCAGCCACUGGAUACCAUAUGCCCAUUGCACGCCACUAUGACAACGACGUAAAUAUGCUUUCUGGCGAUUCUGGGUCAGAGUCCAACCAGUACUCUCGGACCAGCAUGUAUCGGCCCGACUCGACGAAUCCCUUUGAGCAACGUAUGGCUAUGCGCGAGUCGCAGGGACCCUUCCCGCCGGCAGGACCGUUCACUGACACCGACGAUGGCCUUGGCCACAUUCCGAUGCCCAGGGCGUAUCGUAUGGAUGACGAGCACUAUACCGCUGCGGCGCUUGCUGGCGCGUCUCCGGCUGCGGCAGGGCUAGCGGCUGCUUAUUCUGGUAAGACAGACGCGAAGAACAACAGGUAUCGCUCGGAAACCACGAGCACACGCAAUACUGACGCCGCGGCAUCUGUGUCCCAGACGCCGUCAUCGCGACCUUCGGGCGAGUCGUCAGCAGAGAGCUCAUCGGGGCAUCUGCCCAUUCGUGACUCUUUAAAGCAGUAUCCAGUGUUCUAUGCUAAAUUUACAUUCAGCUCGCGCGAGACCGGCGAGCUUGGAUUCCGGGCUGGCGAGCGCGUGUUUGUCAUCGACCAGAGCGACGAGAUCUGGUGGAUGGGCAUUGUCGACCAUGGUGCUGACCAGCCGCUGGAGCAGGGUGUGUUCCCAGCCACGUACGUGAGCAGCGAGCCUCCAAAGUCCACGGACUGGUCCGAGCUCAUGUAAUGAGGGUAGGGCCCUUGGCCUGUGUUGCUUUUUUAAUUUUCAUAAAUAUUUGGUAUUCUCUCGGUUUUUUACAAUUUCUUUUUUUUCUACAUAUACUUUCAUUUUACACAUACAUUUCUUGGACACAAAGUCGCCAGUGGCGUGGGCA